Emericellopsis cladophorae is the source of this 792-nucleotide messenger RNA. RefSeq lists its product as uncharacterized. The coding region runs from base 1 to 792 and encodes 263 amino acids. NCBI's taxonomy places the organism in Eukaryota, Fungi, Ascomycota, Sordariomycetes, Hypocreales, Bionectriaceae. The transcript is spliced from 2 exons. The record is from RefSeq and is a predicted model, not a curated record. Gene Ontology annotation, molecular function: flavin adenine dinucleotide binding.
AUGGCCAUUCUCACACUUCAACCGGCAAUCCCUCAGGCCCAAGGCCUCAUCUCUGCAGGCCUCCAGUCGCGUAUACUGUCUCCCACAGACGCCGACUUCACGGCCCGACAAGAAUCGUACUGGUCAAACAGCGCCAAGAUUACGCCCGCGUGUACCGUACAGCCACAAUCGGCGGAAGAAGUCGCAAUUUCCGUCAAAGCCCCUGUUGCUGCUGGUCAAAAGUUCGGCGUCCGGAGUGGCGGGCACACCAACUGGGCGGGAUCAAAAAACAUCCAAGACGGAGUGACGAGUGACCUCCGCGAGGUCUAUGCCGAGCUCGACAAGCAUAGGCGCGCGGUCACUGGUGGUCGUGGGGGCAAUGUUGGAGCCGCUGGUCUCUUGCUCGGUGGCGGAAACACUUUCUUCACCGCACGUCAGGGAUUCGCAUGCGAUAAUAUCGUUUCGUACCGGGUCGUCCUCGCUAACGGCACCGUGGUGAACGCGGACGAGCAGACCAAUACAGACCUCUUUCACGCCCUCAAGGGCGGCUCAAUCAACUUUGGCGUCGCUACCGGGUUCACCAUGACGGACAUUCGAUAUGACAAGGUGUGGGGUGGCAUGACAUUCUUCCCGAAGCAGGCGAUUUCUGGUGCCAUUGAGGUCUUAUCGUCAUUCACUGACAAUGUGCCCAAAUACAUCAACAGCAACCUGGUUACCAUUUUCACCCAUAUGCCAGACUUCAAGGAUAUCGUCGUUGCCACCCUCUAUGCGAACUUGGCCGGCAUUAAGAAGCCUCCAGCAUAUAAAAAGUAG